ACACUGCGGCUACAGCAAAGCUGAUCAGGAGGGAGAUGAGGAGCUCUACUUCCAGUUUAAACUCCCGGGCACCAAAACCUACAUCCACCCAGAAACGUACGAGGACCCCAACAGGGCUGUCCAUCAGUUUGCCAAGGAGCUGGACGCCUCAUGCAUUAAAAUCGAGAAAGUUAUUGGAGCAGGAGAGUUUGGGGAGGUGUGCAGCGGCCGGCUGAAGCUGCCUGGAAAGCGGGACGUGUCGGUUGCCAUCAAGACACUAAAAGUGGGAUACACAGAGAAGCAGAGGCGGGACUUCCUGUGCGAGGCCAGCAUCAUGGGACAAUUUGACCACCCCAACAUCGUCCAUCUGGAGGGAGUUGUGACGAGAGGGAAACCGGUCAUGAUUGUCAUCGAGUACAUGGAGAACGGCUCAUUAGAUGCUUUCCUCAGGAAACACGACGGUCAGUUCACAGUCAUCCAGCUGGUGGGAAUGCUGCGGGGCAUAGCAGCAGGAAUGAGAUAUCUUGCAGAUAUGGGCUACGUCCACAGAGACCUGGCUGCGCGGAACAUCCUCAUCAACAGCAAUCUCGUAUGUAAAGUGUCUGAUUUCGGCCUGUCGAGGGUGAUGGAGGACGACCCCGAGGCUGUCUACACAACAACCGUGAGUCAAUUAGAGCACAAAGCCUUGUCCUCUGAUCAAGAUGCUGCUGCUGCAUGA
This is a messenger RNA of Nematolebias whitei (Rio pearlfish), 697 nucleotides long. Its product is annotated as ephrin type-A receptor 7. Gene Ontology annotation, molecular function: ATP binding; transmembrane-ephrin receptor activity. Gene Ontology annotation, biological process: protein phosphorylation; axon guidance. The record is from RefSeq and is a predicted model, not a curated record. Gene Ontology annotation, cellular component: neuron projection. NCBI's taxonomy places the organism in Eukaryota, Metazoa, Chordata, Actinopteri, Cyprinodontiformes, Rivulidae.